Molecule: messenger RNA, 7533 nt
Organism: Oncorhynchus masou masou (cherry salmon)
Lineage: Eukaryota; Metazoa; Chordata; Actinopteri; Salmoniformes; Salmonidae
Product: protein turtle homolog B-like
Exons: 20
Coding region: 228-4592 (1454 amino acids)
Biological process (GO): cell-cell adhesion
Molecular function (GO): protein binding
Source: RefSeq, a predicted model, not a curated record
GCAGGUGCUCUGUCUAAGCGAGAGAGGAUGCGAAAGGAGUGCAGGGGAGGGAUAGAGAGAAGGAAAGCGCCGGUGAAAAAGUCAGCAGUAUGGUGCAGGGCAUGAUAAAAAUGAUAUCAACAGCAGCAGAUAGCGCGUUUAUUGACCUGGGGGCUCCGCAAUGAAAGGUUUCUUGCAAGGGACACUUUGAGAUAUGAUGAGGUUUCUUUCUGGUUGGCAAUAGUACUAUGAUUUGGUAUGUGGUCACUUUGAUAGCAAGUGUAUUCUGCACCCGAGGAACGGCAGCUCAAGGUGCCCACGGCGUGCGAGAGGAGCCCCAGUUUGUGACGGCGCACGCUGGAGAGAACGUCAUCCUGGGAUGCGACGUGGCCCACCCCCUGAAUGGCCAGCCCUAUGUGGUGGAAUGGUUCAAGUUCGGAGUGCCCAUCCCCUUCUUCAUCAACUUCCGCUUCCACCCGCCUCACGUGGACCCGGAGUACGCCGGCCGAGCCAGUCUGCACGGAAAAUCUUCUCUGCGGAUUGAGAAGGUGCGUUCAGACGACCAGGGCUGGUAUGAGUGUAAGGUCCUGAUGUUGGAGCAGCAGUACAACACCUUUCACAACGGCAGCUGGGUGCACCUCACAGUAAACGCUCCCCCCAGUUUCACGGACACGCCGCCACUGUACGUUGAGGCCAAGGAAGGCGGCAGCAUCACCCUGAGCUGCGUUGCUUCCGGCAACCCCAUGCCCUCCAUCAACUGGCUCCGGGAGGGUGAGCCCCUGGAGGACAGCAUCAAGUACAAGGUGUCUGAUGGGAGUCUGACGGUGCUGUUGGUCAGCCGCGAGGACAGAGGGGCAUACACCUGCCGAGCCUACAGCAUCCAGGGGGAGGUUGUCCACACCACACGCCUGCUUGUCCAAGGGCCACCGUUCAUCGUUUCCCCUCCCCAGAAUCUGACGGUGAACAUAUCCCAGGCCGCCAAGCUGGACUGCCUGGCCGAGGCCUACCCUGGCAACCUCACCUACACCUGGUUCUGGGAGGACGACAACGUCUUCUUCAAGAAUGGCCUGAGGGACAGGGUCAGUAUUCUGGUGGACGGCUCACUCAUCAUUGGCAGUGUGAAGCCAGAGGAUGCUGGGAGAUUCACCUGCAGCCCCAGCAACAGCCUGGGCCGGCCCCCAUCCGCCUCGGCCCAGCUCACAGUGCAAUACCCUGCCCGUGUCAAAGACAUGCCACCUGCCAUUUAUGUGGCCAUCGGCCUGCCAGGCUUCAUCCGCUGCCCGGUGGACGCCAACCCGCCCGCCACACUGGUCAAGUGGACCAAAGAUGGCAACCCUCUCCGGAUAGAGAAGUACCCUGGUUGGAGCCAAAUGGAGGACGGGAGCAUCCGCGUGACUGAGGUGACGGAUAACUCUCUGGGCACCUACACCUGCAUGCCUUACAAUGCCCUGGGCUCUGAGGGUUGGUCCGAUCCCACACCCCUGGUGCUAAAGGAUCCCCCCAAGUUCUCGAUUGUUCCCGGAGGGGAGUACAGGCAGGAGGCUGGGAGAGAACUGGUCAUCCCCUGUGCGGCUGAGGGAGAAUUUCCCUAUCCCAACAUCACAUGGAGGAAGGUAUGGAAGCCCAGCAAAAGCAAGCACAAUGUCCUCCCCUCAGGUACCUUACAGUUCAAGUCCCUAAGCAAGGAGGACCAUGGGGAGUGGGAGUGUGUGGCCACCAACGUCGCCACGAGCAUCACUGCCAGCACACACCUCCUAGUUAUUGGCACAAGCCCCCACGCCCCGGCCAACGUUCAUGCGGCGGUCUCCACCACCUGGGCCAACGUGUCAUGGGAGGCUGGCUACGACGGCGGCUUUGAGCAGACAUUAUCAGUCUGGUAUGGCCAUGUGGUGAAGAGGGAGCAGCUGGGCCCACAUGAUUGGCUGUCUAUAGCCGUGCCUUCUGGCCAGACAUGGCUGGUAGUGCCCGGCCUGGAGCCCCAGACUGCCUACCAGUUCAGUGUCCUUGCACAUAACAAGCUGGGCACGGGCCCCUUCAGCGAGGUCAUCACUGUGAACACACUAGUUUUUCCUAUAAGUAUACCUGAACCCCUGGUGCUGCUUACCCCACCACGAUGCCUCAUAGCCAAUCGGACGCAGCAGGGCGUCUUGCUCAUGUGGAUCCCGCCGGCCAACCACACAGCUCCAAUCGAGCGCUACGUCAUGGAGUUCCGCCUAGGGGAGAGGUGGGAUGUCCUGGACGAUGCCAUCCCCGCUGGAGAGACAGACCUGCUAGCCAGAGACCUCAUUCAGGAGGCAUGGUAUGAGUUCCGGGUCAUAGCAGUCAUGGAGGAACUGGUCAGCGAGCCCAGUAACACAGUAGGAGUGUCCAGUACAGACUUCUUCCCACCCCCGGAAUUGGUGGAUGAGGGGGGACUGGCGCGGCCGGUGGUGGCUGGCAUCGUGGCUACCAUCUGUUUCCUGGCAGCUGCUGUCCUCUUUAGCACACUGGCAGCCUGCUUCGUCAACAAGCAGCGCCGACGAACGCUCAAGAGGAGGAGAGACCCCCCUCUCUCGAUAACACACUGCAGAAAAAGUGUGGAAACUCCGUCCUCCUCUGGUAAGGUGAGUCCGGAGAGUAUGCGUUCCAUGGGACAACCAUCAGAGUGUUCUGAGGACGGGCAUAGCAUGAGCCUGAAGAAGAUCCCCCCGAGUUCUGCGAAGAAGGAAGAACUCUCCCUGUACAAGAAAACCAAGCGAGCAAUAACGAGCAAAAAGUACAGCGUCUCCAAGUAUGAAAUGGAGGCAACCACGCCCAUUGAGCUGAUCAGCCGAGGCCCUGAUGGACGCUUCGUCAUGGACCCCAGCGACAUGGAGAUGAUUUCCAUCAAGCCCCGGCGAAUUGAGGGCUUCCCCUUCGUUGAAGAGUCAGACCGCUAUCCCGAAUUCCGCCAGUCGGAUGAGGAGAACGAUGAUCCCGGGCCCAUGCCCCCCGUCAUGGCAACCCUUCGACCUCACCAAAUCUCCCCCAUCUCCAGCCAGGAGUCUUACCUGCAGCCACCAGCCUACAGUCCCCGCUUUCAGAGACCUAUGGAAGGUAUGACCAUCAUGGAGAGCAGUCGGUUUGAGGCCACGGGGCAGAUCCAAGGCUCCCUGCACCACAGAGCCUUCCCCCAGAGCCACGAUCACUUCUAUGGGUACCUUGGCAGCCCUGGGGAACCCGACCCUCCACCCCCUUUCUACAUGGUAGACACCAGCCCUCUGAGCUCUGUCAUGUCAUCACCACCUUACCACCCCGAAGGGCCCUUUGGUCAGCACUGCAUCCCUGAGGAGAUGGGGGAAGGAGAUAUUCAUCACUAUGCCGUCUCAAGCUGCCCCCUUCCCCUGACGCUUACCUCUUCCUCUCACUCCCCGGAGAUCAGGCACAGACCCGAUUUCCCCUUUGCAAAUCUGGAAAGGCCCCACUUCAUUUUCCCACCCCACCAACCUUUGCAUCUCCACCGGGAACCUUUCUUUCCUCCUCCCCAUGUUAUUCCCCCUGGCGCUCUCCAGCCAUCCUCUCUCCAGGUGCCCUGCUAUCCCAGUGUUCUGCAGCUGGAGGUCUCAAAGAGUUGUCCAGGCAAGUCUCCCAGCAAGGUCAAGCCUCAGGGCCUUCCAGUCAAGUGUUUAGCUAUGCAAGAGGCUCAGAGUCUAGGGAAGCUAAGACACAUAAGCUACAGUAUGGGUGUGCCGGUUUUGCCUUACCCCGACCCAACAGCCCUCAUGGGCAGCCCUAGCACAUUCAGUAGCCUGGACACCCGGUGGUUUGAGCCUACCCCCCGGCUCAGCCCCAGGCAGGCUCGUAGAAUGGAGCCUAGCAUGAUGGUCCUCCAACCUUCCCGCCUCUCGCCCCUCACCCAGAGUCCACUUAGUUCCCACGAGGGCUCCCCAGAGAUUCUAGUGCGACCGCGUCCCCGUCCUAGCUUCGUCCAGCCCUCCAUACCUCCAGAGAUGUCUGAGAUCACCCUGCUUCCCCCCUCUUCAGCCAGCUUCUCUCGGAGGUCGUCUCCCUCUUCCUCUCCCGCCCAUGGUCAGGUUAGCAAGAGGGCAAGUCCCAGCUUCCGCUCCCACAUGGCCUUUGCCACCUCAGCCACAAGCUACCCGUCUCAGUCCCCAUCACCCCCCAUGGAAAGCAGCAACAUGUUUGGGCAGAUCCCAAGUGAUCCCAUUGGGCAGAUACCAUCCCAGAGGAGAACUGAGGAGGAGGUCCUUCCGUCCGAGCCCUCUCCACCCCAGUUUUCAGCUUCAGGAAAUCGUCGAGGUGAGCCGAGUGCCCCUGCGGGGUCUGAGAGGUUUGAUGCAUUGAGGUACCAACGUAUUAAAAAGGCCAAGAAGAUGAUGGUGGUCAACAACAACAACUCCAAGUCCAGAAGAAAAACAGGUGUCUCCACCUUUCAGACCCAGCAGGACUACACCUCUCAGGUACUCCAGCCCGAAGAAGCUCUCUACCUCCGCAAGAAGAAGAAACGGCCAGUCAGACAGGACCCGUAUGCCCGCUUCUCCGCUCUGCUGUACCGCCGCCCGCCCCGGGAGGACCGGAAGGCCAUUUUGGCCAGCAUGGAUAACAUGGACCCAGACCAUGCCACUCUCCUCUGACACUGGGGGAGUCAGGUUACACUCUUCCCUCAAAAUGCCACAAAACCCCACCUGGAAAAUGACCUCUCAGUCUAAAGCGUUGCUCAUUCCCCAGCAUCAAUCAAUGGAUUUAAGUUCCUUUUUAAAAAGAAGUUGAAAGUAAAACAGUGGCUAUCCAAUGUUUCCAAAUUUUUACUCCAGUGCAAAACAUUUAAUUUGAGGGAAGCAAUACUGUGUGCUACAACAGAUUACUUUGAAACAAAUGUUCGAACCAUUUGGAAAAGGACCCGUCUGAGGUUUUCACUUUCUAUCUCAUCUUUAUACUUCAGUACAGGCGUAGCCCAUAGUAAAUACGGUCCAUGAAGCCUAGUAAGGUCUCAGUUUACAGCACCUUGCUCACCUGAGUAUCCUCACCUGCCUCACUCUGCUAGCCCUCGAUCACCUCCCAGAGACUCUCCCAUCCACACAGGGUUCUCACUCAGAUCCUACAAAAUAUACCUCAGAGCACAGGACAUGGCACCACAACGAGGCUCAGCUAGCUGAACACAACUGUAUUGGCGUGUAUUUUUUUAAUGAUCUUAUAACUUAUUUUAGCAGGGUUUGGUUGAAAUUUGACACAAUUUUAAUAACUCCAAAUGUGAAAAUCCAAUUGGUAACUGUCACGAUCGCAUUAGGAGCGGACCAAAAUGCAGCGUGGUAUGUGUUCAUGAUGAUUUUUAAAGAAAGCACUGAACACUGAAUACAAAACAAUAAACGAAUAAGACGCUAUAAUGAGACCUGUGCUGACACAAGCAACUAACAUAGACAAUCACCCACAAACAAACAGUGACACCCAGGCUACCUAAGUAUGAUUCUCAAUCAGAGACAACUAAUGACACCUGCCUCUGAUUGAGAACCAUACUAGGCCGAAACAUAGAAAUCCCAGAAUCAUAGAAAAACAAACAGACUGCCCACUCCAACUCACGCCCUGACCAUACUAAAUAACGACAAAACAAAGGAAAUAAAGGUCAGAACGUGACAGUAACAAUAUAUACCAACAUUUGAUUAGGUCGAUGUAGGUCUACUAUAAGUUGUAGAAUGAUAUCAUGCAGAUCAAAAAUCUAUCCCUGGGCUCUGGUCUUUUGACACCAUAACUGAAGUGUUCAUAAUGGCUAUUAGGGAAAUGGAGCAUGUUAUGCUUCACAUAUUUGAUAUGUUGUGGACAUACAGUAUCCAUCAUCAAGUAUUCUCUUGGAAUCGUUUAGAAGAUAAUUGUACAGUUUAGUUAUUCUUUAUAAACAUUCAUUCAAUUUUAUUCUCCCUUAACCCCAUAAAGGACUGGUGAGUAUAUCCCCUUAUGGGGAAGAUCUGUCAUAAAGUAAGCACAAAAGCUCAUAGAUCUAUUUUGAAUAGGGUGAGGGGAAGGGAUUACAUUGGGUUUAUGCUCCAUUUGAACAGAACAGGUACUACACUCUAGGCUACUGUACAUCUCUCAAGGCAUACAACCUCACACACUCUACACAAUACAGUUACUAUUCAGGUUGGACUUUGGUUGUGUCAUCGUCUGGGAAGGAGUUUGCACUGGAGCAAAAGUUUGUCUUUUGCCAUUUUGCUAAUUAAUGUUUGUUUUUCUCUUUAUUUGAUGCCAUCUUAACUUGUACUAAUAUACUUAUGUAGCGUUGUGAAUAGUUCCGAGGGCUCCAUAUCCUAUUUAAAAAGUACUAUAGUAAUGCCAAAAAUACUACAACUUCCUUAAUCAAUAAAAACAUCACGUGUACUGUAAUGAGAGGAGGAUAGGAUUUUGUGCCAUAGUAUACUAUAGUAUUUUUUCAUUCAUAUGGGCCUGAUUCGAUGAACAAGGGGCUUAUGAUGGCCUUUAUAGGGCUUCUUCUGGUUGCCCCCUUCAGUUUUGUUUAUUUUUUGGGGGUCUUUUUUAGUAAUUUUGUUCUCAAUUGUUCAUGAAAGUAACUGCCUUUGGUGGCCAUUUGCUUUAUUUGUAGCCUUGGCAUCUUUUUGUCUUUGUGUGCUUGGAAUUCCACAUGGCUGUGAUGAGAAGAAUGUCGACACUUGUCUAUUUUCCUUCGGAAAGAUCAAUGGAGGAGCUUCUUGUGGAAUUAUGGCUACGCAGAGCUGCUAAAGUUUUUAUUUUCUUAAAUGUGUUUUCCUGUCAUUGAAGGGUGCUUUUUUAUAAAUUGUUCUGUAUUAUCAUGUCGAUAUAGACAUAUCUAGGCUCGUCAAGGCUGAGCUGUGUCUGUCAUGGCAAUGGGGGGUUGAUCUGGUGAUAGUCAGAAAAUGAGAGGUGUGUUUGGAAUGGUUUCACCCAUACAUGUAGGAACACAGGAGCUGCUGUGCACUGGAGUCCAAUUGCUCAUGUGUUUUGGUUCAACUGUUUGGUUCACUGUUGGUUUGACAUUUCUCUGAAUUAUGUAAAGCAGGCACUUAGAUUUGGGUAUAUUAACACAUUUCCCUCAUUGGGUAUAUUAUUGAUACUGUACAAUAAAGGCACUUAAAGGUACCCCCCCCCCCCCAAAAAAAAAAAAAAAAAGAUUUUUGGUAUCUGUUUCAUUACUUCAUUGUUGUCACUUCACUUUGUCAACAAUGGACUAAUGAAACAAAUAUCAAAAUAUAGUUUUUGUUUGGAGUUUUCCUUUAAGAGUUGCAACUUCAGGUGCUAACAAACUCACCAAAACUGAAAGUGGUAUUUCUACUUGCAGAGAGAUUAGUAAUUUCAGAGGAAUGACAGCUACCACAUAUAUGAAAUUAUACUGUAAUUGAUCAUACUUGAUGUUUUAAGGUUGGUGCAAAACAACCAUACGCCUUUCAACAUCCAUCUUGGUGCUUCUUAAGCUGGAUGUGUACAUUGAGUCCAAGAGAGUCUGAAUCAUGGAUACCAAUGCUCAUAUUAUGUUUAUUUUUUGCCGUGUAGAAUUUAUAUACUUUGCCUGCAUAUGUAUUUUACAUCAUAAACAGAUUACAUAUUGUG